AUGGAGACUAUGCUGAACAAUGCCCUAGUAGCCUCCUGGAAGCUCUGGCAGCAUUCUGGCCUCUCUGGAGGGGAGGAAACCAAGGAGCUCUCCACAGACACCAGAGCCAGCACCUUAACCAGUGCUGUAUCGUCACUGUCCAGUACUGGAAUCUCCCUCAGCCUCAUGGAACAGAAGGAGGACCCGAACAGCCUCCAGGAUGAGGGAGCCAAGGUGAUUGACAUGCAGAUGCCCACCAUCUCUCCCGGUGCCCAGUCAGUGGGCAGUGCCAACAGCAGCAGUGYGGUCACAGAACUCUUCUCCAACUCAUCUGUUCUAUCCGGUACAAAUAACGUGCCAAACCUCACCAGCGACCUAUUCAACGUCCAGCCCGCCUACAACCCAACCAUCCAGACAACACACACUAUACCGUCUAACAGCAACGCCUGGGGAG
Molecule: messenger RNA, 433 nt
Organism: Salvelinus sp. IW2-2015
Lineage: Eukaryota; Metazoa; Chordata; Actinopteri; Salmoniformes; Salmonidae
Source: RefSeq, a predicted model, not a curated record